Messenger RNA from Oncorhynchus kisutch (coho salmon), 922 nucleotides. Its product is annotated as ER membrane protein complex subunit 1-like. Lineage: Eukaryota; Metazoa; Chordata; Actinopteri; Salmoniformes; Salmonidae. The transcript has 8 exons. Gene Ontology annotation, biological process: protein folding in endoplasmic reticulum. Gene Ontology annotation, molecular function: protein binding. Gene Ontology annotation, cellular component: EMC complex. The record is from RefSeq and is a predicted model, not a curated record. Bases 215 to 760 code for a protein of 181 amino acids.
UCUUCAUGUAUCGACCAUCUUUGGUCGUUACCUUCACUAAGAAGUCAUCUGUUAAAAUGGCUAAACUAACGUCUUUAUUUGUAAUCUUAUUGUCUUUUUUUGUAUUAGUGAAGCUGUUUUCGAAGAUCAAGUUGGAAAAUUUGAUUGGCGACAGCAGUAUGUGGGGAAGACGCUCUUUGCCCACUUUGAGUCGAAUACACAGUCAUCUAAAAAGAUGUUUGUCGCCACCGACAAGAAUAUCUUUGCCUCUUUCAACUCCAGGACUGGAGAUCUCCUUUGGAGACAUGUGGACAAGACCGGACCAGAGGGAAGCAUAGACAUACUUCUGCUGCAUGGGCAAGAUGCUCUGAUGGUGGUUGGAGAUGGUCGUUUGCUCCGUUCCUGGGACACAAACAUUGGCGGGCUGAACUGGGAGGCCGUGCUGGAUACUGGCAGCUUCCAGGCUGCGUGUUUUGUGGCCAUACAGGACACCGUAAAGCUUGUGGCAGUGCUAAAGAAAGCUGCCAUCUCUCUCCACUACUUAUCCAAUGGACACCAGAAAUGGGUGGAGAAUCUGCCUGACAGUGAUGCAGUCCAGUACCAGGCAGUGUACUCUGGGGGAGAAGAGGAGGUCUAUGUGUUGGGGGUGGUUCCUAACUCUCACCUCACUAUCAUAGCCUACAGCCUAGAGGAUGGAGAGAUCAUCAAGCAGAGAUCAGUCGAAGCCUCAUGGCUGUCCAGUAUUGAGUCCAGCUGUGUGGUGGUCGGUCAGGGGUGCUGAUGUGUGUGGAUCCCGCCACUCUCGCCCUCUACACCCUCCCGAUACAGGCUGAGGAGACUCCAGAGUUCAGCCAGAUCCUACUACAGUCUCUGGAUCUGGAGGUGUUCCCAGGCUUCCAGCCCGUCCUGGUGUCCAGCCAGCCCCACCCGCCCGCUCCCCCCU